Messenger RNA from Fonsecaea monophora, 588 nucleotides. RefSeq lists its product as hypothetical. Gene Ontology annotation, molecular function: structural constituent of ribosome; rRNA binding. Lineage: Eukaryota; Fungi; Ascomycota; Eurotiomycetes; Chaetothyriales; Herpotrichiellaceae. Gene Ontology annotation, cellular component: ribosome; cytosolic large ribosomal subunit. Gene Ontology annotation, biological process: cytoplasmic translation. Bases 1 to 588 code for a protein of 195 amino acids. The transcript is spliced from 3 exons. The record is from RefSeq and is a predicted model, not a curated record.
AUGAAGUACAUCUUCUCGCAAGAGCAGCUGGUCAUCCCAGAGGGUGUCAGCAUCCACAUUCGCUCGAGAAUCGUCACGGUCGAGGGUCCCCGAGGAAAACUCACCAAAGAUCUCUCCCACAUCGCCGUCACCUUCACACUCGGAAAGAACAAGCAAGGGCAACAGCUCGUUCAAAUCGAAAUCCACCAUGGCCAGAGAAAGAACGUCGCCGCCCUGCGGACGGUCAAGUCGAUUAUCCAGAACUUGGUGACCGGUGUGACCAAGGGCUACAAAUACAAGAUGCGAUACGUCUAUGCUCAUUUUCCCAUCAACGUCAACAUUGAGAAGAAUCCCGAGGGCUUGUAUCACUUGGAAAUCAGAAACUUCUUGGGAGAGAAGAUCGUCCGACACGUUACCAUGCACGACGGUGUCUCGGUGGAAGCAUCGAAGGGUGUCAAGGAUCAGAUUGAAAUCACCGGCAACAACCUCGAGAACGUGUCACAAUCCGCCGCCGACAUCCAACAGGCCUGCAGAGUGAGGAACAAGGAUAUCCGGAAGUUCUUGGAUGGGCUGUACGUGAGCGAACGGGGCAACAUUAUCGAAGAGUAG